Messenger RNA from Dunckerocampus dactyliophorus (ringed pipefish), 1590 nucleotides. RefSeq names its product hyaluronidase PH-20-like. The transcript is spliced from 4 exons. The record is from RefSeq and is a predicted model, not a curated record. Gene Ontology annotation, biological process: hyaluronan catabolic process; carbohydrate metabolic process. Gene Ontology annotation, molecular function: hyalurononglucosaminidase activity. Lineage: Eukaryota; Metazoa; Chordata; Actinopteri; Syngnathiformes; Syngnathidae. Gene Ontology annotation, cellular component: acrosomal vesicle. Bases 133 to 1464 code for a protein of 443 amino acids.
CAGUGUUGCGUAAUGCACUAGCUAGUCCUAACUGAAGGUGGGGGGAACGAAAAAGAGGAACACAAUUAGCGGCUAGCGUGUUGCUGUUUCCUGUCUCGCAUCAGAAGACAAGCUGAGGAGGACAGCAGAAGCAUGAAGAUGUUCCUCCCCAUCAUCAUCACCAUCACCAUCACCAUCAAUGGUGUGGUCCUGGCUCUGCCGCCAACCGCCCCGCCUCUGAUCUCGGAGCAACCCUUCGUGGCUGUGUGGAACGCCCCGACGGAGCAGUGCCAGCAGCUGCGCAUCCCGCUGGACAUGGCGGCCUUCCAGGCGGUCACCACGCCCGCCUCCGUUCGCGGUCAGUUCCUGACCAUCUUCUACGAGGGCCGCCUGGGCCUCUACCCCAAGAUCGAUGGGAGCAGGCAUAAGCGCCAAGCGGGAGGCGUACCCCAGAACGGCAACCUGACGGCCCACCUGCUCCGAGCUCGCGGUCAGAUCGAUCACUUCAUCGCCGAGGAUGAUUCUCCCGGCCUCGCCGUCAUUGACUGGGAGUCCUGGCGCCCCCUGUGGGACCAGAACUGGGGGUCCAAGCGCAUUUAUCAGAAGCUGUCCAUAGCCAAGGCCCUCCAAAUGUCUCCCUUUCUGCCCUUGAAGAAAGUCUCCCAGCUGGCUGUGGAGCAGUUCCAGCAGGCCGGACGGCGCUUCAUGGAGCGGACCAUCAGCCUGGGGGUGGGCGAGCGACCGAGCCGCCGCUGGGGCUUCUACUUAUUCCCCAACUGCUACAACUACGACUGGGACAGGCCCGACUACACGGGCAGGUGUUCCGCCAAGUCCCGGAAGCAGAACGACCAGCUGAUGUGGCUCUGGGAGCGCAGCACCGCCCUCUUCCCGUCCAUCUACCUCCACCCGGCCCUGAGGAACUCCCCCCGGGCUGCGCUCUACGCCCGCUACCGAGUGCGGGAGGCGCUGAGGGUGGCGGCGCUGCCUAAACGGCCGUACACGGUGCCCACCUACGUCUACUCCAGGCCGCUGUAUCGAGGCCAGACCGCCACGUUUGAGAGCCCGAUGGACCUGGUGAGCACGUUGGGGGAGUCGGCCGCCCUGGGGGCGGCCGGGGUGGUCGUGUGGGGCGGAAGCAGAGACUACAACAAUGAGGGGUCCUGCCAGUCACUGUCCGACUACCUGACAUCCACGCUCAGCCCGUACGUUGCCAACGUGACGGCGGCCGCCCUGCUGUGCAGCCAGGCCUUGUGCCAGGGGCGGGGCCGCUGCGUCCGGCGGAGCUUCAACUCGUCCCACUACCUACACCUGGACCCCGCCCACUUCAGCAUCCUGCGUUCCGGGGGCAAGUACGUGGCGGUGGGCCUCCCCUCCGCCGACGACCUCCACGGUUGGGCCCGGGACUUUGCGUGUCAGUGCUACGCCGGGCGCCCCUGCUCGCCGCGUCUCACGCCUCCCCGCGGCAUCCGGGUCAUCAGGGUGUGAGGAGAAAAGAUGCUAACAAUAAAGCUUUACAUUUGCAAUUGUGUCGUAAUUUCUUGGAAAAUCAGGUUGGGGAAUAAAGUCACAAUUACGAGAAAAACAUUUACAAGAAGUUGGAAAAUUAAGACA